Molecule: messenger RNA, 5254 nt
Organism: Eublepharis macularius
Lineage: Eukaryota; Metazoa; Chordata; Lepidosauria; Squamata; Eublepharidae
Gene: FAM20C
Product: FAM20C golgi associated secretory pathway kinase
Exons: 10
Coding region: 1301-3079 (592 amino acids)
Biological process (GO): protein phosphorylation
Cellular component (GO): Golgi apparatus
Molecular function (GO): protein serine/threonine kinase activity
Source: RefSeq, a predicted model, not a curated record
GACCAACCAAUCUACUGCAUUCAGUGUGGCUCAAAGUGGGGAGGGGGGGGCCAACUGCACCUGCCAGGGACAGGGAGAGGGAGCGCUCUCUCUCUCUUCCCCCCUCUCUCCCUUCUUUUGCAAAGGCAGAUCCGACCAGCAGAGAUGCCCCAGAAGGCGCUUUGCUUCAGGACAAACCGCUACUGAUUUUUUUAAUGCUCUUUUGCACCCCAGCGUUUCCCCCCUUGCAUUUUGCUUGCCAUAGACACCUCUCUCCGCAUAUCUGUGCCGAAGAGCGUGGAUUGUUGAUUCACCGGCCGGAUUUUCUCCAUCCCCUUCCCUCCCCUCCCCUCCCACCGCCUUCUCGUUUUCUCGCUUUCCACCGCCGGAUUGGGAAAAAACCUCCAGCCACCCCAGCCCGGUUUCUCUCUCUCUCGGAUGAGGACGGCUCCGGAAACAUGUGAGAGAGGCAGGAGGCAGCUUCCAGAUCGCGUGUGGCGAAGGGCAGAGCAGCAGCCAGGCGGAGCGAAGGGAACGAGUCGCCGGCUUGAUAUCGCCCUCGGUCCUUUGCAACAUUUGAGGGCGCUUUUUUUUGCUUUUCCUUUUUUUAUUGCAAAGAUCGGGAAGGCGGAGAAGAGCCUCUCCCCCAAAGGAACACCAAAUACUGUGGAUGGGUUUCCCCCCCUUCCUUCUUGCCCCGGUCGGGAUCCUUUUUCGUGGCUCUCGGUCACCCCCCCCCCCCCGCUCCUUGAAUGCUGCUGCUUUUCUGGCUUGAUUCUCUAGAGCGCUUCUAGAACCUUUUUCCAACCCCCGAGCGCCAAUGGUGGGUUGGUGGGGGUCCCGGACAGCGUCUGGGGGGCGGGUGGGCGGGGGGAGCUCUCCUUCGAUCCCUUGCUGAAUUGAGCCGGGGGCUGCGAUGAGUCGCGGUUAGCUCGCGCCGCCGGGGGAGGGGGGCAGUCCGUCGCUUCCUCCAUUGCAAAGACUGGAUUCCGGACUGCCGCGGUGCGGAAGGAGGACUUUUUGAUUUGAUUUUUUUUUUUGGCGUUUUGUAAAAUUGGGAUCAAAAGGUGCUUUUUUAAAAAAAAGCCCCGAUUUCUUUUUCUUUGGGGCAGGCCGGGCGAGGCCGAUGCCCCUUGACCGUGGCUGGCUUGGAGAGCCCCCGCGCAUGAGUGCUUCUUCUUAAUUCUUAUCGCUCGCUGCCCCCCUUGUGCAGCAGGGCCGCGGCGCCCCCCGCUCGCUCGCUGCUCCCCGCUUUGGAGCUCGCCCCCUGCCCGGCCGCGUCUUGGGCCCGGGGCGGCCUCUCCUCGCCCGCGCCCCGAAGAUGCUGCUGGUGCGCCGAUUCCGGGUGCUGAUCCUGAUGGUCUUCCUGCUGGCCUGCACCCUCCACAUCAUGCUCGACCUGCUGCCCAAGCUGGAGAGGCGGGCGGCGGCGGCCCCGGAGCCGGGCGCGGCGGCGGGCGGAGGAGGCGGCGGCGGCGGCGCUUCGGGCGGCUGCUCGUGCUCGCACGCCAAGCCGCCCGGCGGAGAGGCGCAGGACUGGGCCAAGCCGCCGCCGCCGCCGCCGCGUCCCCCCGGCGCCUCCGAGGCGGGCUGGCCCAGCAAGCACACGCUGCGCAUCCUGCAGGACUUCAGCAGCGAGCCCGGCUCCAACCUCAGCUCGCGCUCCGCGGAGAAGGCGGCCGGGCCCGGGCGGCGGGGCCACAAGGCGCUCAUCGCCCCCGGCGCGGCGGGCCCGGCGGGGAAGACGCAGCCGCAGCCGCCGCCUCGCCAGCCCCAGCCCGGCCGGCCCGCGGGCGGCAGCAGCGCCGGCCCGCCCUCCAAGCUGGCGGCCCUCUUCCAGCAGCCGCUCUACCGGCUGGCCGUCCCGCCGCUGGCCGACCAGGACGUCUUGUUCAAUGUCAACAGCGACAUCCGCUUCAACCCCAAGGCGGCCGAGAACCAGGACUGGCAAAACGAAGGCAACGAGGAUGAAGAAUUCUUACCCACAGGAGAAGCAGCCAUUGAUUCCUACCCAAACUGGCUCAAAUUCCACAUUGGUGUCAAUCGAUACGAACUGUACUCCAGACACAACCCAGCAAUCGAAGCCUUGCUGCAAGACCUGGCCUCCCAGAAAAUCACAAGUGUCGCAAUGAAGUCAGGAGGCACGCAGCUGAAGCUGAUCAUGACGUUCCAAAACUACGGCCAAGCUUUGUUCAAGCCAAUGAAACAGACAAGGGAGCAGGAAACGCCUCCAGACUUUUUUUAUUUUUCGGACUAUGAAAGGCAUAAUGCUGAAAUAGCAGCAUUCCACCUGGACAGAAUCCUGGAUUUUCGCCGUGUUCCACCAGUUGCAGGCAGAUUGGUUAACAUGACAAGAGAAAUACGGGACGUUACUCGUGACAAGAAGCUAUGGAGGACGUUUUUCAUCUCUCCAGCCAACAACAUUUGUUUCUAUGGUGAGUGUUCCUACUAUUGCUCAACGGAGCACGCCCUUUGCGGGAAGCCUGACCAGAUCGAAGGCUCCCUGGCUGCGUUUCUGCCAGAUCUGUCUUUAGCAAAACGGAAAACCUGGAGGAAUCCCUGGAGACGCUCCUACCACAAACGCAAGAAAGCAGAAUGGGAGGUUGAUCCAGACUAUUGCGAAGAAGUCAAACAAACCCCACCGUACGACACUGGAACCCGGAUUUUGGACAUAAUGGAUAUGACCAUUUUUGAUUUUCUCAUGGGCAACAUGGAUCGACACCACUAUGAAACCUUUGAGAAGUUUGGAAAUGAAACAUUUAUUAUCCACUUAGAUAAUGGAAGAGGGUUUGGUAAAUAUUCCCAUGAUGAGCUCUCCAUAUUGGUGCCUUUGAACCAGUGCUGCAGAAUAAGGAAAUCUACCUAUCAGAGAUUGCAGUUGCUAGCCAAGGAAGAAUUCAAACUCAGUCACCUGAUGGAAGAAUCUUUGCUGAAAGACAAAAUCGCACCCAUUUUGUAUAAGUUGCACCUGGAAGCCAUGGACCGAAGGCUCCGGAUAGUGCUCAAGGCCAUUGGUGACUGUAUAGAAAAAGAUGGGUACAAUAAUGUGGUGGAAACUGACUUUUUCACUGACAUUAACACUAUUACAACCAAGAGGUAGUGAAAUCACAGGACCACAUUUUUACAAGCUCUGUAAAAGAAGAAGAAAAAGAAACAAAACAGUCUUGGGAAAGGCUGUGUAUGCCACUUCGUGAAUUCAGUGAAUUCAGAAAUGCGAUAAUAAUUGUUCUCAAAAUAGCUAAGGGAUAGACUUUGCGAAAGAUUAGGUUGAGGGGGGGAGCUUGCAGCCUCUGAGGUGCAUAUAACCAGCUGAACCCAAUUGAGUGGUCAGUGGGGAAUUUCCAUGAAGGGCUUCACAGUUGUCGUGGCCUUCAUAAAGCCUUGUGUCUCGUUGGCAUCAAAAGAUUUCCUCCAGUUGCCCAUCACAGCAUUGGAUUACACAUUUGUGCAUGGAGCUUCUGGCAAGCCCUACCACACCGUGAUGUAGCAGUUCAGACUUACCCUUUCUUACACACACACAUUCACACACACAAAGAGAUAAACGGCACACAGCUGGAGCUUACCACCAACUUUGGGAAGGGUUUACAGGACAUUAAAGUGGAUAUAACUGGGCCACCCAAGGGUUAUGCGACUGUGAAAAGAAAUUGAUUGUCGUGCUCUUAAAUAAGUUCCCGAAACCAGGUUUGGAAGAUAUUUGAGGUUGCUAAUGAGCAACAUUGGCCUUCUGGCAAAUUGCACCCUUUUUUGGUUUUGUACAGAAAGCAGAUCUUUAUUUAAUAUUUUGUAUUUAUAUAUGAGAUAGCAACAGGGGAAAAUGCAAACCUACCUACCAAAUUCUAAGAAAAAGAGGAAUGGAGUCAUUUUCAUGGCUCAUUAUAUAUUCUAGAGGAAAACCCAUAUAAAGCUAGUCAACACUGUUAUAGCCCUUCCGGGACUGUAUCAUUACAGAAUGUAGGCCGGGGGGAACCAACGGCUGAACACUCAGCCAUCUCCAAAUAGCAUGCAUGUAGAAAAUCAGUAUGUCAAGGAAAAGGCUGGCCUUGAAUGAUUAUCUUUGACAUGCUAGUUUUCAGUAGAGAUGCUUUUGAAAUUAUCCUCUGAUUUGAUCCUCAGAUUUCAGAGGUCCAAAUUACUUGGUCUUGUUUCUGAAGUGGAGCCGAUGCAUUAGGAACUGCCCAUUGUUUCGUUUUUUUAAUUUUUGAAUGUUCUACAGAGUGCUGCACAUGCAUGGACGACUGCAGCUUUCAGUUGGUAGGCAUUGUUUAUUCUAUAACAUGCAUUGAUAAAACACCACAGUCAAAAAAGAAAAGCAAUGGUGGUACAUUUCAAUAUGGAACAGCACUAUGAUUGUUUUGGAGCAGUGUUUUACCAGCUACACAGGACCAAAAAACACCAGCUACGAUGAAUCUUGAUGCAGUCAGACCUGUUAUUGUGCAAAGAUUGCUUUUUUGUAAUGUUUUACUAAUGCAAAUGUGUGCAUUGGUAAUACCAAAGGGGGAGGAUAUGCAAAUGUCUGGGCAAACUGCCCAUACUCAGUUCUAGAAUUAAUUUUUGUGAAUGUUCUUAGUUUAAAUCACACUUAAGGUGUAGUGGAAUGCAACAGAAAGAGAAUUUUGCGGAGAAAUAAAGGCACGGAAUGGGGGAAAUGUGCUCAUCUGUACUUUUCAACAAAGUUUUGUGAAAUGGAGGAAGCGUUCCACCACCUGAAUCCAAAAGCAAACCAUCCUGAAGAGAAGCAAAUCAUGUUCUUUUUGUUGUUGUGUAUACCACCAACUUGUCAUGUCCUGUGUUAACCUUCAAGUUCUAUCUUCCUCUGUAUCUAAUUUAAAUUGCGCUCUCUCCCCACACCUACUCAGUGUUUCAAGAAAGAUGACGUCUCGAACUCUUUCUUCAAAGCAAAAGCAGGAGGGGGGGGGGAGGAAAUCCAGACAGACACAAACAAAAUUACGGUGAACCUAGUUGGAAGAGGAUGCUGAUAAUUUGCGCAUUGACAGGGAAUACUUGAAUGUGGUUUUACAAAGUGAUGUAAAAUAAACAACAAAUUGUACUAUUUAUCCAGAAGGAAGCUGCAGCUCUUAUCUUUCUAGACAGUCGUAGCAGGGCUGCUGCUUUCCCGACUUUGCUUUUGAUAGUUUUUGUGUAAAUAUAUACAUAUAACAAGUUUAAAAAAAAUGAGGGAGACAAAAAUAGCUGCUUUCAGCAGCAAUAGAUUUACUUUUGCAGCAUUUUUUUUCUGUGGAUUUGUUUGCAAUGUGGUCCCAGUGCAAUAAAGAUA